Messenger RNA from Funneliformis caledonium, 143 nucleotides. The record is from the annotation of a GenBank genome assembly. Lineage: Eukaryota; Fungi; Glomeromycota; Glomeromycetes; Glomerales; Glomeraceae.
GUCACCUUUUCACACCAUCAUUCACUCCAUUAUCAACUCCAAACCAUCUUUUAUAUUUAGAUUCAGGAAUGUACAUUGAAAAAGUUACAAGUAAGUUCGAAGCUGUGGAAAUGAAUAUUUAUAAUUUGAUGAACAAAGAAAAG